AGCCUGACGCUGCUGGCCGUGCGCAGGAGGAGUGGCCAGCCGGACCCUGAGCUGCAGCAGGCACUGCGCGCACGGCUCCGGCUACUGGAGAACGACACCCAGGAGGUGGCCCGAGUGCUCGGAGAAUUGUCAGCCAGGCUGCUGUCCAUCCACAGUGACCGUGACCAGAUUGUGGUGACAUUUAAGACUUUUGAGGAGGUCUGGAAGUUCUCCACCUACCACGCUCUUGGCUUCAUACCCCACUGCCUGGAGAACCUGCUGAUGGACCAGGCCUUCUGGCUGCGGGCACCUGAGGAUGAGGAGGAGGCAAACCUGGAGGUCUGCUUGGAGGAGGAGGUCCUGCGGGAGACACACCAGAGCCUGCUCAAGCAGGAAGGUUUCUACUAUGUCCUGGGUCCUGACCGCCGUGUGAGAGCAGUGCCUGGCCCCCGAGGCACGGGGAGGGGGCCCCAUGGAGCAGUGGCCUCAGGAGUGGACUCUGGGAGCCCCAGCCCCAGCUCAUCCCAGGAGGAGGGGCCCUCGAUGGACCUGGAACCUCUGACUCCAUUCCAUCAGUGGGUACUGAGGGCCCCCCUGGACCCCGUGGACCUUUCCACAGAAGAGCCUGUGGCUCCCAACCUCCCGAUGACAGCACUGACCACCAGCCUCCUUCCCACAGCAGGGGGCCUGGCUAUAGCGGAAGCUGACUGCCAGGGCUCCGGGCCCGAAGAGAUGACCUUCCAGGAGGGAGACCACGUCCGGAUCCUGGGGGCAUGGGUGCCCGGCCUGCCCUGGUGUCUUGGCCGGCAUGAGGCCUCGGGCCAGGUGGGCUUUGUGAGGACGCGACUCAUCAGCCUACAGGGACCUCUUUCCAGGUUGGAAAACGUGAUCUUCCUCAAUGAGGAAGAGCGGUCGUUCUUCAGGCAUGAAGGGCGAUUCUCAGAGGCGGACGCCAGACGGGUGCUGAGGACGUGUCAGCCGGACGCCUGCUCCGCGUACAGCUUGGAUAGAUUGGAUGAGGUCAUGGCUGAGCAAUCGGAAGAGCCCGAAAGGCUGUUGUCUUGCUUGAGUCCAAAGCCAAGCGACCUUCUAGAGAAGGUGAAGAAGGUUCUGGAAGAAUACAGAGCCUGCCAGGCCUGCCCCAAGGAGCCAGCAUCCUGGGGUGUGGACCCAGUGGCUAGUGAGGUGAGCCCGUUAGACCCAGAGGAGCCCAGCUUCACCCUGGACAUGGAGACCAGGUGGUCAGACACUGAGCUCCUGGGCUCAUUCCUGCAGUCCCUCAGCAUCCCCGGAUACCAGGCCUCCUUCCGCGGCCUGUACACCCUGUCCUCACCAUGGCUGGGUGGUGUCAUGGACGAGGAGACGCUGGCUGAGCACCUGGCGAAUGCCCGGGAGGUGGCCAAGAGGGCCAGGCUGCCCAUGGCCCUGGCCCGGCUGUGCUUCGUGCUGGCCCGGCUCUGUGUCCGGAAGGUCAAGCUGUCCCAGGCCCGGGUGUACCUGGAGGAGGCGCUGGGUGCCCUUGGCGGCCACUUUGAGGACCUGCCGCUUGUGGUGGCUGUGUACACCCACCUGGCCACCAUCUACCUGAGGCAGAAAAACUGGGAGAAGUGCUCGCUGACAAUGGACAAGGCACUGGCCCUACUGCUGGGUACCGCUGGCCCCCUGGAUGGCACUGAGACUGAGCUCCUGCAGCUGGCCCUACGACGGGCAGUGUGGACACAGAGUGAGGGCGCCGAGGCCCGGGCCUGCUUCCUGCUGGCCCAGCAUCACACUUGCCUCAAUCAGCCCGAGGCGGCCCUGCCCUUCCUGGAGAGACUGCUGCUGCUACAGGGCCACCUGGGGCACCUGGACGCGGCCUGGCCCGCCGACGGCUACCUACUGCUGGCCAGCACCUAUGGCCACAAGUGCCUGCCCCACCUGGCCCUAGGUUGUGUCCGUGUGGCCUCGCUGCAUGCCCAAAGCUCCCUGACCAGUGUGAUUCGGAGUGUGGAUCUCGUUCUCCAGCAUGCCCCCCGGCUGCACGGCCUGAGGCACACGGACCCCCGACUCCCUGCCCAGCUCGCCCCCUACCUCUGCCAAGCAUUGGCCUUCAUGGCCGCAGGGACAGAGCAGACAUUGCUUGCCACACUCUACAGCAGCCUGGCCCAGGUGCACAGUCACCACGGCCAGUACGGCCGGGCCAUCAGCCUCAUGAUGCGUGCUGUGACCACUGGAGCCACGGCCAACACCUGCCUCCUUGUGGACCUCCUGGUGGCUGUGGCCUGGAUGCACAUGCUCCAAGGCCAAAGCGUGGUGGCUCUGAACAUCCUGGAAUCCGUUAGGGAUGCGGCCGUGGCUGACAAGCACCAGGAGGGAGUGGUGGCCAACAUGGCUGCCAUAGCACUGAGAAGGACAGGCCACACACGGAGGGCAGCCGAGGGCUACUACUGUGCCCUGCGCGUGGCCAGGCAGCAGGGCCAGCGGCGUGACCAGGCGGUGGUGCUGGCCAACCUGGGCGUGCUGUGUGUGCAUGCAGGCACCGGGCAGCUGGCCGAGCACUACCUGGUGCAGGCCGUGAAGCUGUUCGCACAGCUGCCCAGUGGGGACAGCGGCCAUGGCCUGAUCCAGGCGCUGCUGCAGCUCGGUCACCUGUACGCAGGCACAGGCCGGGCCCAGCAGAGCAGAUGCUGCCUGGAGUGGGCUUUCCUGGUCGCUAUGGAGAUGGGAAACUUAGAGAGCCAACUGCAUGCCGUCCAGCGGCUGUGUCACUUCUAUAGCUCGGUGCAGCCCGACGAGGCCCAGAGUGUCAUCUACCAUGAGUUCCAGCUCUCUCUGGCUCGGAGGAUGGCUGACAAAGCGCUGGAGGGGCAGCUGCUGGAGAUCAUCAGCCAGCUCUACCUGUCACUGGGCACCGAGCGGGCCUACAAGUCUGCCCUGGACUACACCAAACGCAGCCUGGGUAUCUUCAUUGACCUGCAGGAGAAGGAGAAGGAGGCCUAUGCCUGGCUGCAGGCGGGGAAGAUCUACUACAUCCUGCAGCAGCACGAGCUGGUGGACCUAUACAUCCAGGUGGCACAGAAUGCGGCCAUGUACACUGGAGACCCCCAGCUGGGCCUGGACCUGUUUGAGGCAGCAGGCGACAUCUUCUUCAAUGGGAGCCAGGAGCGAGGGAAGGCAGUGUCCUUCUACAGGGACCGCGCACUGCCCCUGGCCGUUGCCACGGGGAACCAGGAGGCGGAGCUGAGACUGUGUAACAAGCUGGUGGCACUGCUGUCCGCACUCGAGUCGCCCCAGGAGGGACUGGAGUUCGCCAACGUAGCACUGGCACUCAGCAUUACCCUUGGGGACCAGCUGAAUGAGCGAGUGGCCUACCACCGGCUGGCCGCCCUGCACCACCGGCUGGGCCAUGGCGAGCUGGCCGAGCACUUCUACCUCAAGGCCCUGUCACUGUGCCGCUCGCCGCUGGAGUUCGACGAGGAGACACUGUACUAUGUGAAGGUGUACCUGGUGCUUGGGGACAUCAUCUUCUACGACCUCAAGGACCCAUUCGAUGCCGCGGGGUACUAUCAGCUGGCACUGGCCGCAGCCGUGGACCUGGGCAACAAGAAGGCGCAGCUCAAGAUCUACACACGCCUGGCCACCCUGUACCACAAUUUCCUGGCCGACCGCGAGAAGUCGCUUUUCUUCUACCAGAAGGCCCGCACCUUCGCCUCUGAGCUCAACGUCCGCAGGGUCAACCUGGCCCCCGACCGCUUCUAUCAUCGUGCGCCCUGGCUGGCCCCCCAGCUCCCGCCCUGA
This is a messenger RNA of Elephantulus edwardii (Cape elephant shrew), 3756 nucleotides long. RefSeq names its product SH3 domain and tetratricopeptide repeats 1 (gene SH3TC1). Lineage: Eukaryota; Metazoa; Chordata; Mammalia; Macroscelidea; Macroscelididae. The transcript has 15 exons. Gene Ontology annotation, molecular function: protein binding. The record is from RefSeq and is a predicted model, not a curated record. Bases 262 to 3756 code for a protein of 1164 amino acids.